Molecule: messenger RNA, 738 nt
Organism: Tauraco erythrolophus (red-crested turaco)
Lineage: Eukaryota; Metazoa; Chordata; Aves; Musophagiformes; Musophagidae
Source: RefSeq, a predicted model, not a curated record
AUAAAUUCUGUGCAACAGUUAGCUCAACAAUGGAAAAAUCGACUGCUUCAGUUGAAAUCUUUAGAUGCAUCAACAAAAGCAGCUUUGCUAUCCGAAUUAAAGAACACGAUCACUCAACCAUUGCCUUCCUUUGGAUUUGGAGGACAGCAGACAUCAAGCUUUGGGUUGUCAAGCUUUCCUGUGAACAGCAGCAGUAACAGUGCUAGCAGUUUCUCCUUUAAAACGAGUUCCAGUCUUGUUGGUGCAUCAUCUGGAAACACCCCUGCUUUUGGGAGCUCUUCUGCUGGUUGUAAUCCUCCUGCAUUUGGUGUGACGUCCUCUCCUAGCGUAUCCCGUUCUGUUGGUUUUGGCAGCUCAGCAUCUCCAUCUGCAGCCUCCUUCUCGUUUAAAACUUCUGAAACAACCAGUGGUUUUGGAACUUCUGGGUUUUCAGAGUUUGGCAAUUCUUCUGUGAGCUCUUCAAGCACCGCUCCGUUUACAGCCUUUGGAGCUUUCAAUGCAGCAGCAGCAGCUUCUCCCUCACAUUCAAGCAGUGCUUUAUUUGGACAGACUGCCAGUGCCUCUGGACACAAUGUAACAUCAGCAUCUUCUGCAGUCCCAAACAAUACUAUGUCAGAAAAGUUAUUUACACCAAAGAGUGAAUUAUCAGCUGAAGAGUUGAAACAAUUUGAAGCGAAAAAGUUUACGAUAGGAAAGAUUCCUCUUAAGCCACCACCAUUAGAACUUUUAAAUAUUUAG